Molecule: messenger RNA, 4018 nt
Organism: Acanthopagrus latus (yellowfin seabream)
Lineage: Eukaryota; Metazoa; Chordata; Actinopteri; Spariformes; Sparidae
Gene: abhd17c
Product: abhydrolase domain containing 17C, depalmitoylase
Exons: 3
Coding region: 377-1261 (294 amino acids)
Biological process (GO): protein depalmitoylation
Cellular component (GO): endosome membrane; plasma membrane
Molecular function (GO): palmitoyl-(protein) hydrolase activity
Source: RefSeq, a predicted model, not a curated record
CGGAUAUCCGGUUCCGCCGGAAGCCCGGCUCCUCUCCGUCCUGCAGAAAUGGCUGCUCUGUCUCUCACAAUGCAUUAGCACCAAACCCUGACGGACAGCGAGCGGGAUGUCACAGGGGCGGAAGUGCUGACCCGAGACCAGCCGCCGCACGGGGUUGUGGUGCUGAUCGACGUGUCCUCCAUUGUAACGCUGUAGUGAGUCUGUGAUCUCCAUCAGCUCUGAGUUGUGUUGUUAGCUAGCUUCCAGCCAGCUAGCGCGUUAGCUGCGCAGCCACCUGUCAUUGAGCGCCGCUCGGUGAAGUGUGUGGAUGGGACAUCAGUAGCAGCUCUGCCUUUGUUUUCAACAGCGGCUGAUUUACUGCUGAGCCCGAGCCUAAAUGCCCGAGCAAGGUCCCAGGAUGAAUGGGUUUUCUCUUGGUGAACUGUGCUGGCUGUUCUGCUGUCCGCCCUGUCCGAGUCGCAUCGCGGCCAAGCUAGCUUUCCUCCCGCCGGAGCCCACCUACUCGGUGCACGCUGAUGCUAACGGGGCGACGAGCCUCCACCUGACGGAGCGGGCAGACUGGCAGUACUCCCAGCGGGAGCUCGAUGCAGUGGAGGUCUUCAGCACCAGGAGCAGCCGGGGUAACCGGGUGGGGUGCAUGUUCGUGCGUUGCGCCCCAAACAGCCGGUACACGCUGCUGUUUUCCCACGGAAACGCCGUGGACCUGGGGCAGAUGUGCAGCUUUUACAUCGGCCUCGGCUCCAGGAUCAACUGCAACGUGUUUUCCUACGACUACUCGGGCUACGGGGUCAGUACUGGCAAGCCCUCCGAGAAGAACCUGUAUGCGGACAUCGAGGCGGCCUGGCAGGUCCUGAGGAACAAGUAUGGUGUAACACCUGAGAACAUCAUCCUGUAUGGUCAGAGCAUCGGCACUGUGCCCACCAUCGACUUGGCUGCUCGCUAUGAAUGUGCUGCUGUCAUCCUGCACUCACCGCUCAUGUCAGGGCUGAGGGUGGCCUUCCCCGAUACACGGAAGACCUACUGCUUUGAUGCCUUCCCCAGUAUUGACAAGGUGUCCAAGGUGGCAUCCCCAGUGCUGGUGAUCCACGGCACGGAGGACGAGGUGAUCGACUUUUCCCACGGUCUGGCAAUGUACGAGCGCUGCCCCCGUGCUGUCGAGCCCCUGUGGGUGGAAGGAGCCGGCCACAACGACAUUGAACUGUACGCUCAGUACCUGGAUAGACUCAAGCAGUUCAUCUCCUUCGAGCUUCCCACUUCCUGAAGGGAGCUCAGCACUCAGGCCAGGGUUCAUCUCAACACACUCAAGAAGCCUCCUCCUUAUCAUGUCCCAGCUUCCUCUCUUAGCAAAUGGACGGGGCUGGACUGGACUCCUCUCCUCCCCUCCAUGGAACCAUUUCAGGGCUGGAAUAUGUGGUGGACUGGAAGAGGAGGUGGUUUUAGACUGUUGAGGUGCGGCCGAGGAUAAGACCAGUACCAGUCAGGCGUUAAGCUGAGGCUUAACAUGUAGUGUCCUCAGAACCUGGCUGGUGCUCGUACAUGUGGACACAGUUUCCCAGUGAACCUGGGCCUAGACGGUGUUUGCACUUCAUGCUCAAUUGGAUUCAUUUCCCACUCCAGCUGUCAGCUUCCUUCCCUUUGGACUCAUUCUGUCUGCCACACCUCUCACUCUGAGCUUCAGUCCGUCACAUUUCCCUCUUUUUCCCUGUUUCUCCCACAAUCCCUUGUUUUUCUUUUGACUGACAGUCUUUCAAUGUUCAAGCUUGAUUUUUGUAUUCUUUUAUACCAGGUGAAGAAGAAUCAAUUUUGCGCCUCAGGAUGCAAAUGAAGUUUUUUACUUUUUCUGUAUUUUUAAGUUACCAUUCAGGGUUGAUUAAACAAUUGCACUUUUAAUGUGCAGAUAUUUUCAGGUAAUGAUUUGUUCUGUUUAGAUAUGUAAAUGUUGUUUUCUUUGUUUUCUUUUCUUCAAUCUGCAUUCCAUGUUUUUCUUAAUUGCAGGUAGAAGUUUCUGUUCAAUGGAUGUAUGUGCUCAGAAGCUGUUAACCAGAGUGCCCCCCUGCACAUCUGGCCUUUGUAGUCCUGAUGCAUGCUACUCUCUCAUGCAGGGAGCCGUUUACACCAAACUUUAUGAAGAAGCUUGCUUUGGCAAACACAGAGGAAAUACUGAAGUUACUUUAUGUUGGAGCCAUUGGUAAAUUCAGCACACAAACAGCAGAACUUGUCUCAGUAAAAUUCCAACAUUUGAAAUUAGUUUGCCUGUUCAUAAAUGUUAAAAUGAUGCACAGUGAAAAACAGGUGGAUCUUAUGGAUGAAUCUAAUGCUGAAUUUACCACACGCCUAAAUGAUUUCUAAAAUGGCUCUACAGAUGGUUAAGUACACUGAUUUAAAUCAACCUGUGUUAGAGGAAUACAGAUACUGUAGAUAUCCCAGGACCUGGUGUGAAGCCGUUGUUAGAGAAAUGAUCUCUCUCUGUAAUCCAUGGUCCACUGUAGUCCAUAUUCUCACAAAACUCUCACUUACCGUAUCUGAGUUGUCAAAACAGUUGUGUGACUUUGUCAGUAAGCAGUGCAGCAAUGGGUAUCCCACAGUGUGUUUAAUACAGAAGCUUACCUCAGUAGCAGAGAGCAGCAUGUAUCCUGGCUAAGUGUUUGUUAACUGAAGAUCAUGUGUUAAUAAGACUUGACAGCUGGUUGAGACGCACACUUGACUCAGUGCUGUAAACUGAGGCCAGGGAGCAUGGUGCUGCGUCUACCUGCAGACAGAACACAAACUGUGAACUCUGCACCACUUGAAGGUAUUCAAGGUGAACAUGCUGGCCAUUGGUUUGUGUGUGUGUGCGCGCUUUUAUCAUCUCACACGACAGAUGAAGCCUUAUGUUUGUGGACAUUUCACUCGGUCCUGUCGACUACAGCAAGGCACUCGUGGUCUUCAGGGGGACUGAUAACUGCUGCUAUUCAUCAGAGGAAUCAAUCAGUCAAUCACUGUGAAAGUCAGACAGUUUGGGGAAGACAGAAAUGACAACGAAGGUACUAAAACCAAAUUCAGCCCAACCACUGUCCUCCUCCUGUGUCAGCCAUGUGUUCCUGCCUGCAGUAGGAGAGCAAGCAGCCAGGGUUGCUGUCUUUUUCCAACACUUGUCUGUUGAAGCCUGUGAUACUUUGCUCUCAUCCCAGCUUGAACUCCAAAGACAUCUGAAAGAACCACGGCGGGGAAAUGGAAUGUGGAAGUAAAGAGCGCAUGCAGAUCACCUCUCGUAGUUGUGGAUAUUUCAACUUGUAUCGACUGUACUUGAAUCAUUUGUUCUUUUACCCUGCAAAUGAAAACGUGAACUAAGUGAAACACUAAGUAAGAAAACCUGAGGAUGAAGUUAAACAGUCACAUGAAGUUAAAGGUCGUAUGACACUAUUACAUUGAAGUAAGUGCUGAAACUAUUUUCAGAGCAGAAUUGUAUUUGAGGGAUAUUUGCAUAGCAACUUGUGCUGAUCGUUUGAUUGAUCUGUGUAUUGCUGUGAAGUGGUUUGUCAGUUGGGUGUUUUCUCAUUAUAGCUAAUGUCGGCUGAUGUUUUUUGGAUAAGGAGCCCUCGAUCAUCUCUAGCGUAUUUCCUCUAGCUCCUCUUUUUAAAGGAAAUGAAGACCCUGCUUUAGUCCUGAUUAUUGUUUUGAUACUGACAUUUUUAUGAGGUUUUCCAGUCUAAAUGUUGAUAGAUUUACACUGUCUCUGAAGCUGGUUUGUACGAUAAUCCUCUGUAAUAAUAUUCUUCAAUAUCUUCUCUAUACAUAUUAGCCCUUACACAGGGCACUCUAGUCUCAUUGAUUUAACACUGGAAUCACAAUAUGCAAAUGAAAGGCAAAUGAAGCUUGUAGAACCAGAUUUUGGUAAUAGUGUGUAAAACAUAAAAAAAAGCCUUAAACACGCCGUGAAACAGAUUGUCAUACAUGUGGUUGUUGUUGCAAGAACGCAGCACAGUGGAUGUUUUAAUGCUUAUAAUGGAAUAAAGGAUGCAUGGAAGUGUUUGUCUGA